UACCAACACAUUAUAAAUGUGCUGAUUGGACUCUUGUUAAUUCCCGGUGAUUAGUUAACACCUUAUUGACAGGUGAAAUUACGUGUGAAACAACUUGACCGUGAUGACAGUGUGUGCUAACAUAUACGGUAAUCAUAAUAUAACACAUUUGAAAUGCAUUUGCUUUCAUUGAUAUCAUCGUGAACAUUGCCAUAUAUUGGACCAGCAGUCAACUUGUCAGAGAAAUGGCAUCUAACAGCACGCACAGUCGGACAGAUGCACUUGGAUAUGAAGCUGUAUUUGUCGACGAACCAGAGCGAAAAUAUAUGUGUCCAGUUUGUCUAGUUGUGAUGAAAGAUGCAGUGCAAACAUCGUGUGGACAUAGGUUCUGUGAAAUAUGUAUUAAGAAAGUUGCCAAACGAUCUGGAAUAUGCAAAUGUCCCGUGGAUAACACCUGGUUUGACACGCAAUUUGAGAUGUUUCCCGACGUAGCCAUUCGCAGAGAAAUACUUUCUCUAAAAGUGAAAUGUGAUCAACAUCAUAAAGGCUGCAACUGGACGGGUGAAUUGAGAUGUCUUGAUCUUCAUGUAACUAUCUGCGAUUAUAUAGAAGUCACCUGCGAGUAUGGCUGCCCCGAGGGCCAGAUACGUAGAAAGGAUCUGACCCACCACCUCGAGACUUGUGACCUCCGACCUGUGUGCUGCGAACACUGUAACUCUUCUACAAGUUCGGUCUAUCUAACAAAACAUCAACUAUUGGACUGCCGAAAAUUUCCAGUAACUUGUUCAUUGUGUGGGAAGAGCCGAAUUAAUCGGGAGGACAUCUCGGGUCACUUGAACGAGAAAACGGGAGACUGUCCCCGAGUCAUUAUACCUUGCCCAUACCAGAAAUAUGGAUGCCAGUUUGCUGGACGUAGGGAGGUUAUGUCAAGCCAUGGAAAAGAGGCUGCACAUGUUCACAUGACUUUCAUGGAGCAGAAGAUUGAAUCUCAAGACAAACGUAUUUGUAGUUUGGACAACACAGUAAAAGAAUUGACUAAAACACUGGCAGAAUUUGAUUCAGUGAUGGAAAAAUUGAAAGAAUCCCAAAUGAUGAGCUACAACGGUAAACAGUCGUGGAAAGUGGAGAUACUGCCCGGACAAAACAAGUACCGAAGUCGUUCCUUCUACACCGGUUGCCCUGGUUACAAGCUUCAUGUUUCCCUCGAGCUCAAUGGACACACAGAAGCCGGUCAUAGUUAUGCCUCUUUAUUUGUUAUUCACGAGAAAGGUCAAUUUGACGAGGAACUAUUUUUUCCAUUUUCGGCGUCGUGCGGAGUAACAUUGGUUUCAACUCUCCGGACGAGAAUUUACGAAACAGAAGUCACAUGCACUUCCGUGCCAAAGUGCAGAACAGACGCUGAGCAGUUUCAAUGCCAGCGAGGUCGUCUGCGGUUUAUCAGAAUGGACCAAUUACUCAGUGACACAUUCUGUGUAGAUAAUUGUCUCUAUAUGGAAUUCAAAGCACAGGUCUUCCAGCACGGCUCAUUCAUUAAGUGGGGUUCGAACAUGCAAACUUGAACCUGGAAGAUCAAAAUGAUUCAGCACUUAUUAAUUUAUUUACUUUGUUUCCUUUUUCAGUUGAUCUCAUAUGUGUAUAGUGCAAUGAUAAGUUGUAGGUGAAAUCUCUGGUAAAAUAUGCUGUUUAAUGUAGAGAUCAAAGUAUGUUUUCAAAUCAAUUACGCAUUCAAUCGGAUGAAUAUUUAUGCAUAAAAAAUAAUUAUCUUUAUUAUAUAAUUAUAAAUGAAAUAUUGAGAAAUAUUGAUGAAACAAACGGCGUAUUUUCAUUUUCCGUAUUUUCACUGUAAAAUUUUUAUUUUUCACUGCAAUGACAUAUUUUCCGCAUUUUUACAGGUAAUUUGCCGGACUACUUUCUUCUUAAUUCAGCCAAUACACAAAAUUAUAGAAGUCUUAAGAAUUGUAAGGUCAAAAAAGAAAAAAAAAAUAAUAAACAGAAAAUUCAAGUUCUUUUCUAUAAAUGCAGGAAUUAUUUUAAUCUUGUGAUAUGCAAAUGACCAUAUUUCGCCACUCGUGAAAAAUUUAUUCUCACACCACUGGAUGAAAAUACUGUAUUUAUUGGGGAAAAAACUGGAAUAUCCUCUAUUUAUUUAUAAAUUGACAGAAAAAUAACAUAGAAAGAACGCACAGCAAAAGCGCUGUGUAAAUGAUAUACCUGUGAUGUGUUUCCUCACUAUAUUUUAUGUGCAUAAGAAAUACCCACUGUAUCCAAUGUCUUAUUGUACGAUUGUGUUAUUUACCAGGUAUUUUUUAUACAUACAUGUAGUUUUAAAAGAUAUAACUGAGCCGCGUCACGACAAAACCAACAUAGUGCGUUUGCGAUCAGCAUGGAUCCAGACCAGCCUGCGCGUCCGCGCAGUCUGAUCAGCAUCCAUGCUGUUCGCUUACAAACCCUAUAAAGAAGUAGAGAAACUGAUAGCGAACAGCAUGGAUCCUGAUCAGACUGCGCAGGCUGGUCUGGAUCCAUGCUUGUCGCAAACGCAUUACGUUGGUUUUGUCGUGACGCGGCUCAAAUUUGUGUUACUACUCCUCAUUAACCCCCGUUACAUUUGAUUUGUCUAUAGUGUAAAUAUUGUCUGGAUAAUCGAUAGAUUUUCACAUUUAUAAUACCGUUUCGUCUUUCGUUAUUUUUCUUUUCAUUUGACAAAAUAUUUAAUUGGACAGUUAUUUUAUAAGUAUGUACUUUAGCAACUGAUUGUGACUAUAUUGCAAAAGGAAACAACGACAGGAGCAGCAGUAACAACAGCAGCAGUAGCAAUCAAGCACUGUGUUAUAUUAACUGUAAUAAUCAAAUCGAAUAAAAUUUCGAUCAGCCGAAAUCUUUCAAGAAAAUUAAAUUUUGAAAAGAAUGUACUAAGAUUUUACGAAAAGUAAAAGAAUUUAAGUAAUAAUUAACAUAUAUGAGUGAUUAAUGACUGAUUUUGUCAACUUAUUACCAUAGUUCUACUGCGUUACUAACACAUUAAGGGCUAUUUCUGCAUAUUUUAGUCUCUUUUUGGUAAUUUACAUGGAUUGUUAGUGCCGUUUUCCAAUGUGUAAAUUAUUUUUUUUUGUUCACGUCUGUAAUACAUUUUCGAAAUUUUCAUGAAAAUUAACAUUAAAUUGGAGACAUGCUGCUUUAAGUUGUUGUUAUAAUUUAUAACAACAGUAAUGAUUUAUUAUCGUAACACUAUU
Molecule: messenger RNA, 3209 nt
Organism: Ruditapes philippinarum (Manila clam)
Lineage: Eukaryota; Metazoa; Mollusca; Bivalvia; Venerida; Veneridae
Product: TNF receptor-associated factor 5-like
Exons: 8
Coding region: 225-1538 (437 amino acids)
Biological process (GO): protein K63-linked ubiquitination; tumor necrosis factor-mediated signaling pathway; positive regulation of JNK cascade
Cellular component (GO): plasma membrane signaling receptor complex
Molecular function (GO): zinc ion binding; protein binding
Source: RefSeq, a predicted model, not a curated record